Messenger RNA from Gaeumannomyces tritici R3-111a-1, 2517 nucleotides. RefSeq lists its product as hypothetical. The transcript is spliced from 4 exons. NCBI's taxonomy places the organism in Eukaryota, Fungi, Ascomycota, Sordariomycetes, Magnaporthales, Magnaporthaceae. Gene Ontology annotation, molecular function: RNA polymerase II C-terminal domain phosphoserine binding; DNA binding. Gene Ontology annotation, cellular component: Cdc73/Paf1 complex. The record is from RefSeq and is a predicted model, not a curated record. The coding region runs from base 338 to 2128 and encodes 596 amino acids.
GGGCUUUGGGACAACCAGCGACGGACAGUUUUCCCGUCUUCGUUACUAUCGCUGCCUCUUCCCGCCGCACCCACUCCCGGGCCCGUGUUUCAACGCACUCGAAUAAUCUAUCUAGCUUUUGUUUGGCUUCGCGACCGUCGCCGUCCUCCGCAGAUCCGAAAUCCCCCGUCGCGGCGCACUUCAAACGCCCGACUCUGGCCCACAAACGCGCGCGCGCACCGUCCGAGUGCACCAGCCAGUCGAGACUUACAAGCCAGGGCACCCACCCGCGGCAUCGGCAUAGACGCCGCGUCUGCGCGAGCAUUUACGCCAUCGCCUUGCCCGCACAGCAGCAGCCAUGUCCGACAUCGACGAUGACCUGCUCGCCCUCGCCGGCGGCGCCGUGUCGUCAGACGAGGAGGAGGUUGCGUCUAACCGGGGCCGGGGCCAGUCGCGGUCUCCACCGCCCGGCAAGAAGGACGCCUCGGCCACAAAGGACGGCGCCUCAAAGAAGGCGAAAAAGCCCAAGGCCCGGGCGACGUCAGAUGAUUCAGAGGAGGAGGGCCAGGCAUCCUCCGCGCCAUCCAGCCCGCGAUCCGAGCAGUCGGUGCCAAUGGACGAAUCCGACUCGGACGACGAUCGACGGCAGAGCAAGACCCGCGAUGACGAAGAGGACAAAUACCCCGUAGAGGGCAUGUUCCUGAGUCUUGCAGAGAAGGCCCACAUCAUGAGCCUGCGCGAGAUCGAGCGUGAGGAGAUCUUGGCGGAGCGCGCUCAGGAGAAGGAAAAGAUGAUCCAGAACCGCCUGCUGCGGCAGCUCGUCAGCAACAAUGAGCUGCAAAAGAAGCGCACUGCCAGCUCCGCAGGCCUCGAAGACGACCGGCGCAAGACGUCCCGGGUGCGGACCAAAAUCGGCGGCACCCGCGUGGGCGAGACAAACUCGGCCCUCGACACUCUCAAGAAGGCGAGGGCCGAGAAGGAAGAGCGGACGCGCCGGCGGGAAGAAGACAAGGAGCGCCGCAAGGGCAGGUCACCAUCGUUCCACGACGAGUUCGAGGACGACGGCGAUGCCGACAGCGAGGUCGACUGGGCCGGACCGUCAAAGUCCAAGGCCAGGGACAAGGAGCCGAAGAAGGAGGACCUACCGGCGGAGCUGGACCACAUACAGCGGGUCCGUCUGAGCCGCAACCGCUUCGGCCAGGUCUGCUUCCAUCCGGGAUUCGAGAAAGCCAUGGUUGGCUGCUUCGUGCGCAUAUCUAUCGGGCCCGAUCGGGAGACAGGCGAGAACGUGUACCGCAUGGCAGUCAUUAAGGGCAUUGCCAAGGGCAAAGAAUACGCGACCGAUGGCGCACAUGGUACCAUCAUCACGGACCAGUAUGUCACUGCAGCACAUGGAAAGGCUGUCAGAGAUUGGCCCUUUAUCGCCUGCUCCAACUCUCCUUUUACUGACUCCGAGUGGAGGAGAUACAAGAGCACGUGCGCCUCGGAAGGGGAGCCCCUUCCUACCGAGUCCAAAAUUGAUGCAAAGGUGAAGGACAUUAAUGGGCUCCUAGCCCACGCGUGGACCAACGAGGAGGUUUCUCAGAAGAUCGAAAGGAUCCGGAAGCUGAAGGCCCGAUUCCAGGGCUAUGACCGCAUGGAGCUGGAGCAAGAAAUUGCCGAGUCGCGGGCGGUGGGCAACGAAGAUCGGGCCAAGGAGCUUCAAGAGCAGCUCGAUAACCUCGAGACUCCGCGACUGGCCUUCAGAACGUCACUCACACAACACAAAAAGCCCGCCAGCAGCUCCAACAGCAGCAUGUCACAGCAGGAGCGUCUGGCGCAGCUCAACAUUGAGAACCGAAAGCGCAACCGCGACGUGGUGCGCAAGGCGCAGCUCAAGGAACGCACCUUCAGCGAGCGCAAGCUGGAGCGCAGCCAAAGCCAGACACAGUCUCCGCAAAAGGCAUCCGCUGGCGUGGAGAGCGGGUCGAGCACGCCGGCCGACGGCACGCCGAAGCUCGGGGCACAGAAGCCGGUGCUGCUACCGCACCUAGCCAAGCUGCAGCAGAACAGGGACAAGAAGGGCCUGCCGACCAUCCACAAACCGCUCAUGGACGACGACAUCAUUGGGGCGCUCGACCUGGAGAUUGACGAGGACAUCCUUGCGUGAGCGGUGUAGACAAGCAUGGGCGGGUGGGGGAAGGUCCAAGCGGAAAAUUGAGUCUCGAGAAAAAAGAGCAAAAAGAAAAUCAGAUUUGCAGAGUAGAGCACAGCGAACGGAUGGGUAGUUAUGCCAUGUGGCCGGAGACAUGAUGCAUGGAUGUAUAUAGAGCUAGAGGUGCCCGAUCCCAGAUACUUUGCAACUUCAUACGCAAGGUGUGGGUGGCGCAACAGCCGACAUUGAAGAGUUAUUAAGCAAGCUAUUUGGAUAGAGGAAGGUCCGGCGGGAGCUCAGGGGGUUGAUUAUCUGAGGCGUGCUAUCUCCAGAUGGCACUCUCACGUUGUAUACUUUUGCUGAAUACACGAUAUCGCCGGUUGAGAUCACAUGUCAGCAUUCGG